This is a messenger RNA of Prorocentrum cordatum, 1052 nucleotides long. NCBI's taxonomy places the organism in Eukaryota, Dinophyceae, Prorocentrales, Prorocentraceae. The record is from the annotation of a GenBank genome assembly.
AUGGCCAUGCGUGGCGCCCGCCGGGCUCGUGCAAUGGUCAACGGCGUGGAGCCCGCGAUUGCAGGGCCCACUCGCGGCGACGAGACAGACGCCUGCGCCUUCGUUUACAACAGCCACGAGAGUACGGGCACGCUGCCGUCACACCACUGCGACCACGAAGGGGCCAACGGCCAGCAGAACGGCCAGUGGAACAAGCAGCGCUCCAACUGGAACGAGCAGACCACCAACUGGGGCCAGCAGCGUCCUGACGGGAACCAGCUGAGCCACGGGAAUCAGAGGAACUCCUACGACCACCAGCAGCGCGACGAGGAACAGGCGCCGACGGCCCACGGGCCGGAGACCGUUGGCCCCCGCUGGGGGGCGCCAGCACUCUUGCCGGCUUCGGGUGCCACUGCAGACGUCACGGAGCCGCCCGAGGCCGGCGAGAACCGGCAGAGCGUUUGCAGCCAGACUUUCCAGGGCAAUGGGCCAGAGGACCAACAGAGCAACCUCAGCCAGUCCUCCCCAGACAACCUGAAGAAGGAGCGCUGCUACCCAGAGCGCCAUCUUUACUGCGACCGGGACCAGCAGAGCAGCCUCUGGCGCCAGCACGGCAACCAAGAGAACCAGAACAGCUGCGACCUGAACGCGCAGAGCAAGACGCAUGCCACCUCGAGAUAUCCUGUCCGGGCACCGAACUGGAGCUACGACCGCGCGGUCUACAGCCAGCUGCGGGCAACCAUCCGGACCACCGAGAACAACAUGAACGAGCUCAAGAAGCGCGACGGCAUACCGGACCAGGCCGAGCGGGGCAAGCGCUUCUCGGCAGGGCAACAGGCUCGGAGCGCGGUGAAGGAGCUGCUCGGUGGCGGCCGGCCCGAGUUGGAGGAGCCGUGCGGCCGGGCACAGAUGCUGGCGUGCCUCUACAUCCAGCUGUUCUACAUGUUCCGCUCGCUGCGGCAGGAAGAGCCGGAGGUUGUCGCGGUCGCGGCCGCCUUCCUGGCGUGCAAGGUGGAGGACGUGCACAUCAAGAUGCGGGACCUCUUGCGCACCUACAACCUGCAGCGCACCCG